This is a messenger RNA of Acytostelium subglobosum LB1, 1851 nucleotides long. RefSeq lists its product as hypothetical. The coding region runs from base 1 to 1851 and encodes 616 amino acids. NCBI's taxonomy places the organism in Eukaryota, Evosea, Eumycetozoa, Acytosteliales, Acytosteliaceae. The record is from RefSeq and is a predicted model, not a curated record. The transcript has 4 exons. Gene Ontology annotation, molecular function: protein binding.
AUGGCAACUGAUACAGUACCAACUACUCAUCCAGCCAGCAUUAGAUGUAAUCCAUCCUCAUCAUCACACAUCCUGGAUGAUCCUCCAGGACCUCCAACUCCACUCCAACAACAACAGUUACAACAGCAACAGUUACAACUACAACAUCAACAACAUUGUACAAAGUAUUUCACAUAUGGCAUCAGUACUAGUACUAGCUGUGGUGGAGGAGGCGGAGAUGUAUGGUCUAGCAUCAACCUCAAAGAUGGUAAUAAUGUAUUGGACAACAAGGACAUGGACAUGGACAAGGACAACAUUAUCAGAUGUGACCAUAUGUCCAAUAUACCAUUCGAGUUGAUGCUCCAGAUAUUAUCACUACUCAAUCCAUUGGAUGUCAUCUGUUCCAUUGGCCGCGUCUCCAAGCUACUCUACAGAUGUUCACGAAACAACACACUCUGGAGAGAGUUGAUCAUCAAACAACUCAAUGAAUCAAGCUCAGCCAACACUGCCUCAUCCACAUCAUCAUCAUCCACUUCAUCUUCAUCUUCCAUAUCCACAUCCAGUACCAAUACCAGCACCAGUCCAUCAAGACAGCAUGUCAGUCUUGUAAAAUCAUUCCAACAACUUCGUGUUGGCGAGUCGUCACCGAUCACGCUACUGAGUCAGCUGGUACCAAACUGGCAACAAGUCAAUUGGCUACAAUACUAUGCCGAAAGGUUGAUGUUAAGGGAGCCUGAUUCAAUGCAGUGGGUGUCGCCUCUCAACGAGAGGAUCAAACAGAAUGAGUUGUUGAAUCGCUAUCGACACAGCUCGACCUCAUUACUUGAUCACAAAGGAAAGAACAAGUUCAUUAUAAUAGGUGGCAACAGUCCAGAGAUAACAACUGUCAAGUCGGACAUUAUAAUCUUUGAUCCAGAGACAUUCACGAUCACUCAACCACUGAUCAAGAAGGCGACUACAUUGGCGGAGGAUAUCCAGCCAGAGGUGGAUCAGCCCCAGCAGCAACAGCAGACGAUCACAAUGGGCGAGAUGGACAUUGGACUAAGUCGACACACGGCAAACUACAUUGAGGAUGUUGGAAUAUUCGUAUUUGGAGGUUCACGCAUCCAACCAUGUAAGCGCGAGUGUUCAUUCUUGUCAUUGUCAAGCCAUUCGGUCAAGUCCAAUCAGAUGGACCUGCUAGUCUACAAUCCAGUCGAGUCGGAUAUCUUGUGGAAACCUCUGCUGGCGGUCAAGGGCACACCGCCCUCUCCACGAUCAGAUCAUUCAUCCGCAUCAAUAGGCAAGGAUAUCUAUUAUUUCGGAGGAUCGGACGAUUCGGUACGACCCUUGAAUGACCUCUACGUGUUUCAUACCGAGCAGCUGACCUGGGAGAAGAUCAACACUACCGGCGACACCCCGGCGCCUCGCUCCGGACACUCAAUGAUCGCCAUUGGCAAAUCAAUCUAUGUCUAUGGCGGUGGUGUCUGGGACAAGAAGAAGUGUUGGGUCAAUCGCAACAGUCAGCUGUUUCAUUUAGAUACUGAAACAUGGAUAUGGUCAGAGAUCAAGUGUUAUAGACCACCAUCAUUGUCUACAUUCUCAUCAAUCUUUGCUGUUGGACAUCAUAUAUUCAUCUUGUUUGGUGGCAGUAGCAAUGGAUUGAAUACCAAUUGUAGCUACUACUUUGACACCGUUGCCAACUUAUGGCAUCCACUCAAGACAAAGAACACUCCAUCACUCAAGAACUCUGCCUCGCUCUGUAUCAUAGGACAUCGAGUCUACUUUAUUGGAGGCACAAGGAAGUCAAACUACAUUGAAGUAUUGGAGAUGGACUGGGUAAGACAGCUAAGGAGGAGUAACUCCUUUGACAUCAACAUGAUCAGUCCAUAG